Molecule: messenger RNA, 2135 nt
Organism: Pocillopora damicornis (cauliflower coral)
Lineage: Eukaryota; Metazoa; Cnidaria; Anthozoa; Scleractinia; Pocilloporidae
Product: ATP synthase subunit beta, mitochondrial-like
Source: RefSeq, a predicted model, not a curated record
UAAAGCUCACGUUGCAGUUGCAAUAUAAUCAUGCUUGUGUCUGUUCUUGUGUUGGUCCUAUUGUUGAUGUUAAAGAGCAAUCUGAUAUAUUUUACAGAGAGAGGUAUAUGGCUCACCUUUUAGCACCAGGCUAUAAAGAUGUAUUCUUGCCAAGUGUUUACGAUGCUUUAUUACUUACUAGAUCCACAUGUGAUUUUAGAGAUGGACGACUCAUAACUUCUCCAAAUUUUACACAGUAUCUCGCUGAGAUACCAUUUAACGAUAGUUAUUUAUUUGCUAUCAUGCAUCUUAUACCUGCAGACUAUACAGAAAGAUUAGAAUCUUUGUCCUCAUCGAGGGAAAGGCAAGCCUCUCCCCAUACCAAGCACGAUCUUAUUCUACCCUUAGCUGCAUUAUUUCUACUAAUCAAAUCUUAUGCUAGUAUCCCAACUCUAGAAAUAAGUCAACUAUGCUACAAAGCUCUAUUAAGAACAAUAGCCCUUUCUACUACACAAUGCCUUAGCACUUGGAGAUGUCGUACUUUGUUUUCAUUACAACCUGUUAUAGUUCCAGUUGGUAGAAUAGCUCUUGGUCGUAUUUUAAAUGUUGUCGGUUCUAUAAUUGAUCCUCAUGCCCAAAUAAGUCAUUCCUACCAAUUUACUAGAUGUGGACUCAUAGAUUACAAGUAUAGUGGUAAGUAUAACUCCACUAAAGCAAAGGCACAUAGGCUAUCUUUGAUAGCCCGAGGUGUGCCCCGAUUGGCUAUGCUAUUUACAUCCCAUUCAGGAUUCAUCCCACAGGCAUUUAAGUCAGAUCUAGCUUACUUAAAAGCACACUUUCCGAAGGCUCUGUGUGCUGCUAGCAGCACAUGGAUAUCUAUGAUAUCCCGAGGUGUGCCCCGAUUGGUCUUGCCUCCUUAUAUAUUUUACUUCUACUCUAUGAUAAGCCUAAACUUAAAAGGUACACAUCUUAUUCCUUAUGCAAAUAAGACUACAUCAGAUACACAAUUCUCACAAGUAAAGCCUAUUCAUAAAACCCCGGAUAAGUUAGUAAGACUUAGUACUGAUCUAAGAUUAUUUGAAACAGGUAUAAAGGUUGUAGACUUACUAACUCCAUAUGUACAAGGUGGGAAAAUAGGUUUAUUUGGAGGUGCAGGCCUUGGUAAGACAGUAGUUAUAAUGGAGUUAAUAAGAAAUCUAGCAAUAGAGCAUGGGGGUCUUUCUAUAUUUGCUGGUGUUGGUGAAAGAACUCGUGAAGGAAAUGAUUUAUAUUAUGAAAUGCAGGACUCAGGUAUUAUAGCUCCUUAUGCUAAUCCUUCCGAUUCCAUACAUAUAAGCCAAUCGGGGCUCAUCUCUCCAGCAAAGGAAGUUUGCACGAUAGCCCUUAAUGAGAAUUCUCUAGUUGCCUUAGUCUUUGGGCAAAUGAAUGAAACACCUGGAGCAAGAAUGAGGGUAUGUCAUGUUGCAUUAGCAAUGGCUGAAUAUUUUAGAGAUCUUUCACAUCAAGAUGUACUUAUCUUUAUUGAUAAUGUUUUCAGAUUCCUACAAGCUGGUUCAGAAGUAAGUACCUUAUUAGGAAGAAUGCCCUCAGCAGUUGGAUAUCAACCAACUCUUUGUACAGAGAUGGGGUCUAUCCAAGAAAGAAUAGUUGCUACUAAGCUAGGAUCAAUAACUUCUAUUCAAGCUGUCUUUAUACCUGCAGAUGACUUAACAGAUCCAGCACCUGCAGUAAUCUUCGGCCAUUUGGAUGCUAUAACAGUACUAUCUCGAGCUUUAGCAGCUAAAGCUAUAUACCCUGCUGUAGAUCCAUUUAAUUCCACAUCUAAAAUGCUUUCACCUUCCCACAUCUCACAAGAACAUUUGCUAGUAGCAACUUCAGUAAAACAAAUCUUACAGCGAUAUAAAGAACUGCAAGAUGUAAUUGCUAUUCUAGGAUUAGAAGAAUUGUCCGAUCAAGAUAGAGUUAUAGUUAAUAGAGCAAGAAAGAUUGAGCGAUUCCUCUCCCAAGCAUUCUUUGUUGCAGAGAUAUUUACAAGAAUUCAAGGUGCUUAUGUCUCUCUAGAUGAAACAAUAUACGGCUUUAGUCAAAUUGUUAAUGGUCUUUAUGAUGAUUGGUCCGAAGGUUCAUUUUAUUUAAAAGGUACGAUCUUUAGCUAA